AUGCCCAGCAGAAUCGGCGAGGAGCGCGGCGCGCUCUACGGCUCUCGCAGGGAAUUCGUCUGGGCACGCAACGAGCGGACACUGCAGCCGGAAUUCGCAUGCUUGGAAGAGCAGCGGGCACAAGGGUUUGAGAUGACACAGGCGAAUCAGGAGACGAAGGAACGCAAGGGCUGCAUCUGCAGUAACGUCGCUGAGGACGAAGGUGUACCGAAGAGCAGACCUCUCCCCGUGCCAGCGAGAAAUGAAGAGGCCAGACGGCCUGCGUCACGAGAAGCAUUCCUCCGGGACCAGGAGAACAGAGAUAAAUGUUUCAAAGAAAGUAUGCGGCAGCAUGCCCUGCGAUUCUUGGAAGAUUCAUCAAAGGCCGAUUCCGCGGAGGUUGCCAGGCAGGGAAAGUUUAUGCUUGACUUCGAAAAUACCUGGGUUAUGAAACUCGGGUACUAUGAUAAGGCAUUUCAACGAAUGCAAGGCUCUCAGGAACGCAAAUACCUCCAUAGCAGGCAGAGGAGGGACGGGGUGUUUGAUAAGAGUGUGUCCAUCUGGGAAACAGUCAUUGGGCAGCAGCUCUCCACUCAGAAGGCUCGGUCUGCUUCGUUUCUCGCCUCAUGGGAGACGGUGGGCAAUAUGAUCCAAGAAAUGCAUAUGCAAACCUUCUCUCAUUGGAAGAGGCGACUGGAAGAGGUGUUUGAUACAGUUGUCCAGCCUUUAGUGCGGAAUUAUGAUGAAAUCUGCAAAGCUGACAUGCAGGAAUGGGCCACAAGGAUACAAAUGGCUGAGUCUUCCCAGAGCAUCAACCACCCUGUAGUGAUGGAGCCUCUAACACACCAGGAAUAUUAUGAGCAUAUUCCAGUUCCAAACUGGAACUAUGAGCAGAAAUCAUCACCCACAAUGGACCCCUACAGCUUGACUAUGCCAGACAGUGAGCCAUUGUCACCAGCAUCAACUUCAGCUGCAGCUGGGGUUCCGAAGAAGGGCAAAGAGUCCAGCCUUUUACCAUCUGUACCCCCUGCUCCUCCAAUUCAAAUGCCACAAAAUAAACAUCUACUCACUCCAGCCUCUCAUAAAACCAAGAUCAGCAAGAAGGCCCCCAUUGACUCCUUAUCCCUCAAAAAAGAAUUUCAGCAAUACCAAGAUUGGAACCAAGAGGAAUUCGUCAAGGCUGAGGAUUCCCGUGAUGAAGGCUGGAAGCAUGCAGAAAGACGGAGGAAUGAAGGAGAAACUCACAGGGCAGUGGUGUUUGGUGAGGUGUUCAACAAGAUGAAGGAGGAGCUCGACAGGCAGAGGUCCUUCUACCACAAUUCUUUCCAGGGCCUUGAAACAGAAAGGAACACAGAAGAUAAGACAAGACAAGCAUAUUUUGCAGCGGAAUUGCGCAGCUGGAGCCACAUCUUCAGAGUAAUGGAGUCCCGAAGAGAUUCUGAGUACUCUGUCUUGUGCAGACUUCACCAGGACCUCUUGGCGAGAAUCAGAACCAUGGUCAGUGAUAUGAUGAAGGCAUUUGAAGAAUGGGUAAAGGCAAGGCUUGAAAGGCAAAAGGGUGCUUUCAGAAUGUUUUUACCUACAGAGGAGUCACCGAUGCCUGGGAUGAUGCCUGGCUUGGAUGGUGACCCGGGAUGGUUCCCACAUGCACAGCCACACACAGUGAGCACAGGCUCUGCGGCGCCAUCACUGCCGAAGAAGGUACCCGAGCACCCUAUACAAUACGAGCAUACAUCCGGAGUGGGCAUUAGAAACAUCUUCGCUCCUGUGCAUAUCCAUAGGCCCCUUGAAAUACCGCGGAGCGGCGAUAUGGCAUUUUUUCAUGACAGUCCUUCCGCUGAGGAGAAGCACGAGACCUACAGUCGCUUCCAGCGACUUUUUGAAGACGCGCAACGUCGUCGAGAAAUCCAGUUCGCCACGAGCUCAAGGGGGCGUCGCCGAGAGUUCGAGCUCGCCGAAGCCGAGCGACGGGACUGGUUCUCUCGGGGCCAACGGGAACGCAGGGAGGCGCAGCGUAGACUACAGACCACCCAAGAAAUAUGUUUCACCCACGACCAGCAAGCACGGCGUCUUGGGUUCAUCACCUCAGAGGAGAGGCGGACUAGGAAGUUCGAAGCAGCGCAGGCCCGUCGAGAUGCAGCCUUCUUUUCGUAUAUUGCCCGACAGCAAUCUGAUUACAAGAAAACGCAAAAAGACCGUGAAGAGAUGCUUAUGCAGGAAGUUGGGACACAACAAACCCAGUAUCAGGCUUGGGAAACCCAUGUGCUUCUGUUCAUCGCGGACUGGGGAGCACGCUUGUCCAAGAGUCUGGAGACGGAUAGGCAGGAUCGGGUGAGGGCAGUCGAAGGGCAUAUCUCUAAGCUGUCCUCUCAUGCAGCUGCACAUGGGACAGAAUAG
This is a messenger RNA of Gloeophyllum trabeum ATCC 11539, 2376 nucleotides long. RefSeq lists its product as uncharacterized. The transcript is spliced from 6 exons. The record is from RefSeq and is a predicted model, not a curated record. Lineage: Eukaryota; Fungi; Basidiomycota; Agaricomycetes; Gloeophyllales; Gloeophyllaceae. The coding region runs from base 1 to 2376 and encodes 791 amino acids.